Messenger RNA from Labeo rohita (rohu), 1863 nucleotides. It is a transcript of the gene cldnf, whose product is annotated as claudin f. Gene Ontology annotation, cellular component: bicellular tight junction; plasma membrane. Bases 57 to 1286 code for a protein of 409 amino acids. Gene Ontology annotation, biological process: bicellular tight junction assembly; cell adhesion. The transcript has 2 exons. NCBI's taxonomy places the organism in Eukaryota, Metazoa, Chordata, Actinopteri, Cypriniformes, Cyprinidae. Gene Ontology annotation, molecular function: structural molecule activity. The record is from RefSeq and is a predicted model, not a curated record.
AAUUAAGAAAGAAGCAAACACUUUCAAGUCAACACAGCCGAGCAAACGAGAGAAAAAUGGUGUCUCUGUGUCGACAGAUCCUAGGCCUGUCCCUGGCCAUUAGUGGUUUCAUUGGAGCCAUUCUGUGUUUUGCCCUUCCCAUGUGGAAGGUGACUGUGUUCAUUGGAGCCAAUAUCGUGACGACGCAGAUCAUCUGGGAGGGCUUGUGGAUGAACUGUGUGGUCCAGAGCACAGGACAGAUGCAGUGCAAAAUCUACGACUCGCUCCUGGCUUUACCUCAGGACCUGCAGGCUGCUCGCACCCUUAUGGUCAUCGCCAUCAUUAUCUGCUGCUUUGCGAUCGUCCUGGGGAUUGCCAGUGGAAAAUGCACCAACUUUGUCAAGAGAGAAGACAACAAGGCAAAGGUGGCUAUCGCCAGUGGUGUGCUCUUCAUCGUCUCUGGAGUGUUGGUCCUGGUUCCUGUCUGCUGGUCAGCUAACACCAUCGUCAGGGAUUUCUACAAUCCCCUUCUCACAGAUGCCCAAAGGAGGGACAGCUUUAACAUGGGGAGGAUUGCUAAAGAGGUUUCCGGCCAAGUGCUGUGCUUCAUUGGAUUCGUUGGCAUAUGUGUUUGCUGUGGCAUUCCCAUGUGGCGUGUCACUUCAUACAUUGGUGCCAACAUCGUCACCGGCCAGGUCGUCUGGGAUGGCUUGUGGAUGAACUGUGUGAUGCAGAGCACAGGACAGAUGCAGUGUAAAAUCCAAGACUCGAUCAUGCGACUGACCCAGGACUUGCAAGCGGCACGUGCGCUGACCAUCAUCGCAAUAGUGAUCGGCUUCGUUGGAAUGCUAUUGACUUUUGUGGGAGGCCAGUGCAGCAGUUGUCUGAAGAACGAAUCGUCCAUGGCCAAAGUGUUGAUCUGUGGUGGCAUCCUGUGCAUGAUAGCUGGAGUCGUCUGUCUCAUUCCGGUCUGCUGGUCCUCAGCCUACACCAUCUCAGAUUUCCAGAGCAUUCUCACAAUCGAGACCCAAAAGAGGGAGCUUGGGGCAUCCAUUUUCAUUGGCUGGGGUGCCUCAGGGUGUCUUCUGCUGGGAGGGAUCAUUCUGUGUACUUCUUGUCCAAAGAGAGAAGAUAUGUAUCCAAAUUACCCAGGCAUGUACCCUUACCAAGGACCUGUGUAUGGGCCUCCUGGAUCUUAUAUGCCUGCCAAAACAUACGCACCGAGUCCUGUGUAUUCCGGGGCUUAUAUUCCUAACAAAUCGUAUCCAGCCCCAACUUACUCACCUGUUCCGGGACAAUAUAUUUAACUAAUUGACAAUAUUUGUGACUGACACCUUCUGAAACAGUGCUCCUCAGCAUUUUUGAAUUAAAUCUCUGCUUGCUUUAGAGUUUGGAUAAAUGAUGUGUAUACAUCCAACAGUUUCCACUCAGAAAUCGCUAGUAAAUCACCAUCAACUAACUCUGAGUUAAAAGUAAAAUUCUGAAGUAGAAAAACUGAAAUAGUGUUUUCUUGUAAAAUGUACUAUGUUUUAUGUCAAAUCAUUUGUACAGUGUAUUCAUAGACUUGCUGGAGUGUCUUAUUCUUUUGCUUACCUUUGAAUGAAGAUGAUUUGGAAAAACUGGUUUGUCCUCUUUCUCUCAUUCCAGUUGUUCUGUUGUUAGAGAUGUUGUAAUGCUAAUGAAGUAUGUAUAUAUGUAUGUUUCAGCAGAGCAGGUAAAAUUUGCAAGUACUGUUGUGUCGCUCACUUUUUGCACUUUUCUGAUGUUUUGUAAUUUUGAUUGCUUCUCCACAAGAGAACGUUUUGACAAAUAUAGCUUUGUAUUUUUAGAAAUGGUCUUGUCAAUAAAUAUAUUUCUGGAUUAUUAUAAAAGAUGUCUUAUUUU